Molecule: messenger RNA, 183 nt
Organism: Colletotrichum orchidophilum
Lineage: Eukaryota; Fungi; Ascomycota; Sordariomycetes; Glomerellales; Glomerellaceae
Exons: 1
Coding region: 1-183 (60 amino acids)
Source: RefSeq, a predicted model, not a curated record
AUGCUUUUACCUUUUCCGUUACCCUGGUCUGUUCGGACCUCUGUCGCGCUAUUUACCAUUCGUUGCGCUGGUGUGUUCGUAGCAUUUCGACGUCAUUGUGGCGCCCUUGCAUGGCUUCCAAUUUUUGGUUUCUUUUUACCGGGUUACUCCCGGUGGAUUAUCAAGCCCAAUCUCCCCAGCUAG